GUGUGCUAGCAGCGGCAGCAACAACAACGUAUUGGCAGCAGAGCUGUUUUUUCUCCUGUUUUAUUUGGAGACAUUGAGCAGGUUUCUAGCUUAAGAGGAGAACAGUGUGAUCUACUCUUUGGGAUCGAACGGCAGUUUUUCAAAUGACUUCAGAUGCUCAACCUUUCCUAUAUGAUAUUGGAAAAAGAACUGAUUAUGUGGGCCUUGGACAUGAAGAGCAAGUGGAGCAUAUCAAGGCAUAUGUUUGCAAACCAUCUUCUGUUACGGACAAAGCUGUGAUUGUGAUUCAUGACAUAUAUGGAUGGCAAUUCCCAGACAUUAGAUACAUAACUGAUCUAGUGGCAGCUGAGGGAUACGUAGCCAUCUGCCCAGACUUUUUUCUGGGAAAAAAACCUUGGACAUCCGCUGAUCACUGGGCUGAGUUUCGUGACUGGUUGAAAGAUCGCGAUCCCACAAAAGUAGAUAAGGAAGCUGAUGUUGUCUUGAGUAUUAAAGGAGCAUGCAGUGCAAAGAAGAUCGGUGUCAUUGGGUUUUCCUGGGGUGGAAUGGCUGUACAUCACUUGAUGCUGAAAAAUCCUGAAUUAAAGACUGGGGUGUCCCUCUACGGAAUAAUCAGGGACUCUGAUGACAGAUAUAAUUUGCUGAACCCGACGUUUUUUAUUUUUGGGGAAAAAGAUCACACCAUUUCAUAUGACCAAAUCAUCUUACUGGAGAAGAAACUGAAACAGUACUGUCAAGUUGAAUAUAGAAUUAAAGUUUAUCCUGGACAAAUUCAUGGCUUUGCAGAGUUAAAGCCAGAUGAUAUGAAACCUCGAGAUAAACCUUACAUUGAAGAAGCAAGAAAGGAUAUGAUGAACUGGCUGAAAACAUAUGUUUAACAGAAAUAUAAAGUCUGGUCUGUAAAACAAAAUAAAGUAAUAUAUUUGGGGGAUUUAAAAGUAGUACUUGAUUGAAUUAUAUUUUACAGAAAAUAUAAAGGUCCUAUUCCUAUAACUUUGAAAAAGAA
Gopherus evgoodei (Goodes thornscrub tortoise) is the source of this 1006-nucleotide messenger RNA. RefSeq names its product carboxymethylenebutenolidase homolog. Gene Ontology annotation, molecular function: hydrolase activity. The record is from RefSeq and is a predicted model, not a curated record. Lineage: Eukaryota; Metazoa; Chordata; Testudines; Testudinidae.